UCACAAUCAUUCAUUUUCUUCCAUUCCUCGAAAAUUCAUGCCGCCCAUCCAAAAUACAAAAACUCUUCACCAAGUUUCUAGAAAUUUGAUAAUCAUUGUGAGUCGUGGUGUUUUUCAAGUGCAUCCUUCCAAUGCUCCCAUUAAUGAGCCAUUUUUCAUUUGCUUAAGCCAUCAAUAAGGAUUUCCACAAUGAUUGUUCUUGCGGGUUGUAACUAUGAAACCAAAAUUUUGGGAGCAGCAUCCUGGUCUGAUAGCCUCUCAAAAUACCAUUUAAUUCUACGACGACAAGCUUUUAUUUCCGGCAGCAGGAUUGGAUUCAAAUCUCCUUGCACUAUCAAAACAUCAACCAGAUUUUCAAAAAAUUACAGACUACCUGUUUUGGAGGCUACCCCUUUAGUUGCGGGGGAGGAGGAAAAUGGAAAAGAUGGAUUAGAGAUUAGCAGAAGGUUUACAGUCAUGUUGGGUUUUCCAAUGUUGGCUGCGAUGGUGGGAUUCUCUGAAAAGGCAUUGGCAGUUAAACAAUUACAGUUGGCGGGAAGGGUUCCAGGCCUAUCCCCACCAGAUGAAAAUGGCAUGAGGACAUAUCACAGACCAGAGGCAAAGUCAGGAGGUCAUGGUGUUGGUUGGAGUCCAAUAAUUCCAUAUACGUUUACAGUUCCUCCAGACUGGGAAGAGGUUCCUGUUUCAAUUGCAGAUCUUGGUGGCACAGAGAUUGAUUUAAGAUUUUCAAACAAAAAAGAAGGAAAUGUGUCUGUUGUUGUUGCACCUGUUUUGAGAUUUGCAGAUUCCGAUGAUAAUGUUAAAAUUGAAAACAUUGGGACACCUGAGAAACUUAUAUAUGCAUUUGGCCCAGAAUUGGUUGGACAAAAUGUAGAAGGCAAGUUGAAAAGUGCAGAAGUCAAGGAACUUUCUGGUAAAACAUAUUACCAGUAUGAGCUGGAAGCACCCCAUGCACUGGUCAGUGCAACUGCUGCUGGCAACAGGUUGUAUUUGAUGACUGUCAGUGGAAAUGGACUUCAAUGGAAAAAGUAUUUACCAAAUCUAAAGCAGAUUGCAGAUUCUUUUCGAGUGGAUUGACAGCAAUUUUUAUGAGCAAUGCAAGUGAAGUGAAAUAGAUUUGUUUUCUUCAUUUUAUUGUCUCACAUUGUUGGUGCCGUGACAUUGUAUAGGGCAUAUGCAAUCUUGGGUUUGCUGCUAUACAAAAAUUGUUCACCUCUCUGAUAAAGGAAUAUCAUUAAUUUCCAAUACAUGUAUGCCAUUUACUUUGCAUAUCUAGAAGAUGAGGGAAAGUGUCUGGCAUUUCAUCAAGAAGUGCAAUGAACCAUCAGUCUCCACAAGCACAAGUGUAUAUUGUUAUAGAAGAAUGUAACAUCAAUUUUUGCAUGGUUCGUAACUCAUGUUUUGUAUCUCAACUUCAUAAAUACUUUUGUCCUUGGAGUUUGAUGAAUA
Cryptomeria japonica (Japanese cedar) is the source of this 1449-nucleotide messenger RNA. Its product is annotated as psbP domain-containing protein 4, chloroplastic. Bases 190 to 1077 code for a protein of 295 amino acids. Gene Ontology annotation, molecular function: calcium ion binding. NCBI's taxonomy places the organism in Eukaryota, Viridiplantae, Streptophyta, Pinopsida, Cupressales, Cupressaceae. The transcript has 5 exons. Gene Ontology annotation, cellular component: photosystem II oxygen evolving complex; photosystem II; extrinsic component of membrane. The record is from RefSeq and is a predicted model, not a curated record. Gene Ontology annotation, biological process: photosynthesis.